AUGAGGCGAACCGAUAGAGCGGCAGCUACGCUCGAAAAGCUUCGAGAGGUGAACCACAUCCAUCAGAUUAACGAUAUGCAGGUGCAGCAGCUCCAGGCUGCCCGCCAGCUGAAUCUGAUUAACGAACCGACCGAGGCAUCACGCUUCCAGCGGCGGCAGCCACUGAUAGCGAUGCGUGUCUCGUGCAGGCUUCAGACGUCAAUGUCGGCCAGAGAGCUGGGGGUUCAACAAAGGACCUUUGCUCCUGCAUUCCUGACGCAGGUCGAUGAGGGCGAUACCGAUGAACGUCUGUCACUAAGGCCAUUGCAGACGCCAAAUACAAUCCGUAAAAGCGUAUCUUCUGAUCACACAGAACCAUUACGAAGUCGGGCGGUUUCGUCCUCGUUAGUGAGCAGCAAGGACGAAAACGAAUACGGAAACGAGGUGGUCAAGACGAGGUUCGACAAAAGCAUCGAAGAGAUGAGAGCCAAACUCGAGAUGCUCAAAGCUGGAGAGUCAUUUGCUUUCCUCGUGUCUGUCAAGGAGCGCGAGUCCGAGAACGUCCAGAGGCUCCUUACAAAGACGAAGGCGGAGUUUCUGAGCCGUAUGGAUAUCUGCAAUCGACAGAGGGAGGUGCUCGAAUCCAGGCGGGACCGAUUUAAGCAGCUGAUUCUGACUUGUAGUCGGCUGCUACAGCGGAAUAUCGAAAAGGCACACCAGAGCAUGAAACUAUCUACAGCAAACAUAUGGACCAUUCGGCAAGCAGACGAAAAGAUCUCCCUGUUAACAAUGAAAAUAGCUCAGAUGGAGGCAAAGUGCCGUCACGUGGAGCAAGCGGCAAUGAAGCUAGCGCCCAUCAAGGUCGCGCUCAAGGCGGUUGGGGGAGCCUGCCUUAUUGCAACGGUUAUACCACACUGCAGUUCUAACUCUGGUGCGAAGGCAACUUCUGCCGCGGAGAGACGACGCGUCCGGCGUGCCCUCGAAUAUGCAGAAAAUCUAAACGCCUUUCUGUUGUUCAUCCGCUUUGUCAUCGAUCGUCCGACUCCGCCAGAACGUCUGGAACGCAACCGGCUGCAGUGCAACGAGCGUCAGCUGCAAGGCUCCAACGUUAUCUUGAACAUGGCAUCCCGAUCAGGCGAGCUCCAGAAUCACGUAGACAGACUGCGGCAAAAUCGGCAAGAACUUGAGCAGGCUGUCGCUACCGCGACUGAGGAAAUUUCCAGCGACACGGCCGCGAUAGGAGCCAUCUGCGCGAGUGUCCAAGUCCUGCACACGCGCCUUCAUCAAUCGCGCUUCGCUCCGCGGACAUACACUCUGGAAGAACCGAGCGCGAGCUUCCCUGGUUCGAAAAAGAACGCUGCUCCCCUUUCGCGGUUCCUGGAUGUUCUGCAAGCUAUCGAGCAGCUCAAGCAGAUAGCCGACCUGGCAUACAAAUACAAAGCUAUGAUCUGGGAAGCCGACACCGAAAGAGAGAAGCUUCGAAGGCGAGCGCAGCGUGCGGUGCAAGACGUCCACUCCGCAUCAGCGUCGCCUCUCGGGCGCACUCCGCAUAGGCGUGGUCGCCUGGCAGGAAUACGACCCGAAUGCAGAGGUUCCCCGUCGGGGUCCAUCCGGGCUGCUGCGACUCUUCCGCGAGCAAGUUCCUGCCGCAUCAUUACCAAGGCGGACAGCCACUCGACGCCACCUGGAGAGAGCGGCAGGAGCAGUCCAAAAUCUUCCCUUCUCGCGCACCGACGUCUAUCGGUUGGACUCCGAAAUCUUUCUGCCGUCACCGAAGAUGGCGCAGUCGAAUUCGUUUUCAUUCCCCCGAGCGCGGGCCAGAACCGCGCACCCCCGCACACUCCGGACAAGGUACGCAGCACCGCCUUGUGCAGUACUUCGGUCAGCCGCCUUCAGGCAACCAGCGGUUCACAGCUGCAUUUCAGGCGUCGCUCAAAGCAGACGCUGGCGUCGACGAACAAGACCGAAUCAAGCCAGUCAGCCGCGCUGUCGAACGCUCGCACAGCUGGCCAGAAAUCUUCAUGGGUCCUCUCGAGCAACGUUACCGCAUCCCCGACGGGGCGGAGUGCCUCACAGAGAACACGGCAAUCUUUUGCGAUCCUGACAGCGAAAGCGCGUAGAAAAAACACGACAGCCACCGAGCAGGCUCCUUCACCAAAGAGGGGCUCGUCUCGACGAACAACGGCGUGGACAAAGGCUGCGCUGCAACAACAGAGAAGACGAGAGAGCAUGCUGCAGAUGCUACCACAGUGCCGUGCUCUUGGUCGGAGUGCAGCCGGCAAGCGAAGCACAAGCUCGCCUGCCGCAAAUGCUCAAAAGCCCAAGCUUCUUCAUCCGUCCUGCGGCCGACUAACAGACGGACUGCAGAAACUCGUGCUGCCCAGAUGA
This is a messenger RNA of Besnoitia besnoiti, 2367 nucleotides long. RefSeq lists its product as uncharacterized. Bases 1 to 2367 code for a protein of 788 amino acids. The record is from RefSeq and is a predicted model, not a curated record. The transcript is spliced from 7 exons. Lineage: Eukaryota; Apicomplexa; Conoidasida; Eucoccidiorida; Sarcocystidae.